Molecule: messenger RNA, 1584 nt
Organism: Cinara cedri
Lineage: Eukaryota; Metazoa; Arthropoda; Insecta; Hemiptera; Aphididae
Source: the annotation of a GenBank genome assembly
AUGACAGAACAACUCAUAGAAUUGGUGAGAAAAUAUACGUUUCUUUAUGAUAUUAGUUCCAAAAAUUAUAUGAAUAUUGAUUUGAAAGACGAGACUUGGAAAAUCAUUGGAAAAGAAUUAAAUGAAAAUGGUAUGUGUAUGAAAUGUGUAUUAUUUACCCAUAUAAUUAUUAUCUAAAUUGUAUAAUUAUAAUAAUUAUUUUAUUAUCAAGCUAUUACAAUAGUUAACGAUGCAUAGUAAAUUUUAUAUUUAUAUUUUAUUGGCUGAAGUAAUUUACAAAUUUUUCUCGAACUUCGAUUGCAGCAGUUGAUGAUCUGCGGUUUGUUUGUCUUUCUGAAGUAAGCCCGUGAAUAAUGUCAUGUGGGUUUUCAAUGUCGUUGACAACAGUUGUACUUUGUUUCAUUUUGAGAAAAUUGUGUAAGCAACAUGUGGCUUUCACUACAUGUACUAUCGUUUGAACGUCACUCUCAAUGUCUUAAAAAAGUUCUCCAUUUUCGUGUUAGUAUACCAAACACAUUUUCUACUGCACGUCUUGCUCUACAUAGUCUUUUAUUAAAAUUUCGUUUUCUUUCAUCAUGUAAGAUUGCCGAUCUUGGAAAAGGGCGCAAGAGAUAAGUUUGCAAUUCAAAAUCCUCAUUGCCUAUUAAUACGUGUGGAACUAAUUCAGUCAUACCAGGUACUGCCUUAGGUGGUAACAAAGAUUUCCCUUUUAUGUAUUCAUUAUAAAAUAAUGAAUUUUCAAGUAUACUACUAUCACUGUGGCACCCGUAAUUGCCAAUAUCUACCGUGAUAAAUUUAUAAAAUGGAUCCACAAUUGCGAGGAGUAUAUUUCCAUAUUUCUUUGUAAACGAUCUCGGAGUUUUUCCAAAUUUCUUCCGUAGGUUUAGCCAAAUAUGUGUGUUGUAAGAUAUUCCAAAUUUCUGUACAGACUUCUUUCACUAUUAUGCCUACAGUUGUACGUCGGACACGAAAUGAAAAUCUUAUAGUUUGAUAGGAAUCACCUGAUGCUAAGAACCUAAAAAAACACAGUGAUACAAACAUUUAACAACUAAUUUUAUUUAUUACAGUAUUCCUUUAUAUAUAUUAUAUUUCAAAUGCCUAUAAAUAGCUAUUUUUUCAAUUUAUAAAGAAAAAUUUAAAAUUUAAAAACACACAUCAUCGUAUAAUCAAUACAUUCAUCACUCCUUUCAAAAUCUUAAAUAAUUUAAAAUUAUAUUGUUUUAUUAACAGAGGAAGUGCUAAAAAAAAAAAAAAUGGAAAAGCCUAAGAGACAACUAUUUACGAUACAAAAAAGAAAUAAAAGAUACAACAGGACAAGCCAAUAAAAAGUAUCAAAAAUGGUUGUGGGCAAGUCAGUUACAAUUUUUAGAUAAAAGUUUAGUUCCAAGACAAAGGACAUUCAAUAUUACAACUGACUUUCCAUUAGAGAUAAAGACACAAGAAUUAACAUUUCCUUCACGGAUAACUUCUCCACCUAUGGCAUCAGCAUCAAUUUUCGAUGUCGAACAAUUGGAUGAUCCACAAUUAUACACGCGUACUGAUCCUACAUUAUCAGCACCGAAGAAAAUUAAAACAAAAGAUUAA